Diaporthe batatas is the source of this 4381-nucleotide messenger RNA. RefSeq lists its product as uncharacterized. Lineage: Eukaryota; Fungi; Ascomycota; Sordariomycetes; Diaporthales; Diaporthaceae. The coding region runs from base 510 to 4184 and encodes 1224 amino acids. The transcript has 4 exons. The record is from RefSeq and is a predicted model, not a curated record. Gene Ontology annotation, molecular function: lipid binding.
AACCAAGGAGCCCGCCCUCCCGCUGCCGCUGCGAUGCGACGAGGAGCUGGGCAAGCCGGGCAAGCCUGGCAAGCUGGACCAACCCAUCCACCGUCAAGUCGCACCAGCCUAGCUUCUUCAGCUUGGAAUCAUGUCAAAACAGGCCAGAUCGAGCACGGGUAGCUGCCGAUCUCAGUCUGUGAGAAUCAAUGACCCAAUGGCGUAAAUCAAUCUCAUGCACUCUCUUUGACCUCCUUCACCAGCCUGGAGUCUACAUCUCCUCCCAACCUCUCCUACUUCCACUUGCUCGUGGGCCUCUUCUACCCCGUACCAUACUUCUCUCCUGCUGAGUAGUGUCGCCGCCAACGGUCGUGGUCCCGUCUCCCGGCCCUUUGUGAGAACGGCCCGGUCUCGACCUUGAGCAGUCGCCAACGCCCAGCUGUAUUCGUGGUUCUUGGCCACUUAUCUACCCUGAAUCACAACUCUCAAAGUGCUUCGUCCCAUUGUUCACAGCUGCAGUCAUACGCAACAUGGAUCAGCAAGAACACACAGCCCCCGGGGGGCACUAUUCUGGCACCAACAGAAUUCCAAACAUUAAGCAGUUCAUGGAAGGCUUGGACAAAGAUAAGAAGGAACGGGACGCAGAAAUCGAUGCCAAACAGAAGCAGAACCACGCCGGCGACGGCGAGGUCAAGUCUCAUCGCUCAGAGAAGCCCAAGGGAAAGAAUCGCAGGACAGUCCGCGAUCCCGUCACAGGCAAGGAUGUCGAGAUUGACGAUAUUGGACCUGAGAUGGUCAAGGCAGUCGACGACCCACAUCUAUUCGUACCAAACGCCAACCUCGGAAAGGAGACCACGGUCAAGACAGACCCUACCCAGUCUGGCGAGGAGUAUCGGCGCAAUCAGGACAUCACAGCACCACCUGAUCCGGUCGAGCCAGGAACCACAAGUGAUGUGCCCAUCCAUGGCGAAAAGACCAACGUGCUCUUUCAUCCCACCCCAUCCGUGAGCUAUGAGCCCAUGUACGCCGCUCUCGAGGCCCGGGCAAACGUCCUCUGUGCUGGAAUCUUUUUCUCUAUCGCCUUUAUUGGAAGAAUCUUGGGUGGCUCGCUCUGGGGGCUGAUUCCCUUGGGGUUCUGCGUGGCCUCCGGUGUCUUCCUCUGGGUGAAGGACCUGAUUCGCCAGGGCCGUGAUACCGAAUGGUCCAGCGAACAGCAACGCGGCGAGACCGCCGUUGUCAACCUCAUCCCUGAGUCGGUCGAAUGGAUGAAUACGGCCAUCGGUCUGAUCUGGGGUUUGAUCAACCCAGACAUGUUUGCAGCUGUUGCGGACACGCUGGAAGAUGUGAUGCAAGCAAGUGUGCCCGGUGUGAUUGAAAAUGUCAAGGUCAACGACAUCUCCCAGGGGAGCAAUCCCAUCAGAGUUCUGAGCUUGCGUGCCCUCCCGGAUAGUCACGUUCAGGACCUGAAAGACGAGAUCCGUAAACAGGACGAGAAGACCAAGGACCCCCAAGAACUGGCCGCUGAUGAGGAGGGCGGUGAUUUCUACAAUCUCGAGGCAACCAUCGCCUACCACUCACUGCCAUCGGGCGCGGACGUGUCUUCAAAGGCCAAGAACAUGGGCAUGCAACUGGUCUUCUAUCUGGGCAUGAAAGGUCUCUUUGGCGUGCCCUUCCCCAUCUGGGUUGAACUCAAUGGAUUGGUCUGCACCGCCCGUCUCCGCGUGGCUCUUGCCCCUAAUCCGCCAUUUAUAAAGACACUGAGCGUCACCCUCAUGGGCUUGCCGAGAGUCGAGGCUAGCUGCAUACCACUCAUCGAAAAGGGUGCCAAUGUGCUCAACCUUCCUCUGAUCUCCAAUUUUGUCAAUUGGGCAAUCGCAACCGCCGCCGGCAUGUACGUUGCCCCCAAGUCACUAACCCUCGACAUUGGCAAGAUGCUAUCUGGUGAUGAUAUCACGAAGGAGACGCAAGCCCUCGGCGUCCUGUUCAUCCGUAUACACAAGGCAACUGGUCUCUCGAAACAGGAUCGCAGAGGGAGCGAGGGCGGAGGGAGCGAUCCUUAUAUAUGUGUCGCCUUCUCCAAGUUUGGCAAGCCUCAGUACUGCACCCGUGUUAUCCAGGACAACCUUGACCCGAUCUUUUCAGAGUGCGCUGCUCUUCUUGUCACCCCUGAUAUCAUCAAGGCAGAUGAGCAGCUCUCGCUGGAGCUCUGGGACAGUGACAGGUCGUCCGCGGACGAUGUUGUGGGCAAGGUCGAGCUGAGUAUUCAGAAGCUCAUCCAGCAUCCAGGCAAAAUGUUCCCUCAACAGUCGACCCUAAGGGGCACCAAGGCGGAAAGUACCAUGCCGGGCACGCUGUCUUGGGAAGUCGGCUUCUUUGGCAAGACGCAAUACCGCAAGGCCCUUCGCACUGACGGCAAGGAUCCUAACCUCCCGAAGGAGCUACAGGAUAAGAAGGAGCUUCAGCAGGACGUUGGCUCCUUGGACACAGCCGACGAGGACGCCGUUGUCCACACGCCGCCUGAUCCUCUUUGGCCAAGUGGAAUUGUCAGCGUCGUGGUUCAUCAAAUUGUCAACCUCGAACUUGAGAAUGUCAAGGGCUCAGAGGGCAAGAGGAAGGGGCGAGAAUUCGAGCCUGCUAGGCCUGAAGCGGGAGAUAUCAAGGAGGAGACGGGCAAGAAACUGCCGAGCUCAUAUUGCACGAUCCUUAUCAAUGACGAACUAGCAUACAAGACCCGAACCAAGGUGGUUUCCUCGAAACCGAUCUUUGAAGCUGGGACAGAGCGAUUCAUCCGAGACUGGAGGGCAGCCAUUAUCACUGUCACCGUUCGGGACUCGCGCAACCGACAGCACGAUCCAAUUAUCGGAGUCGUCCCGCUGAAACUGUCCGAUAUUCUCUUGACCAGCAGUCAGGUCACCCGAUGGUACCCCCUCGACGGUGGUAUCGGCUUCGGGCGGGUCCGUAUCUCGCUCCUUUUCCGCUCCGUCGACCUCAGGUUGCCGCCCCAGCAGCUCGGCUUCGGCGAGAUCGGAACGUUUGAAUUCCUCUCGGACACUCUCAAGGCGGUCAACUAUGACGGAAACCCUCGCACAAAGUUGAAGCUGCGCACCGGAGGGAGUUCCGCCACGAUAAAGAGCGACAAAUGUACGCAGGCCGAUGAUGGCAGCCUCGUGUGGGAUAUCACGGAGUCUCAGCCCAGAAGGAACGAAGAUGGAACUACAACCAAUGUGGAGGGUCACAUUCGGCUUCCUGUGCGAUAUCGUUACCGCUCACCAGUUUUCUUCGAGUUCCACCCGGCUGGGAAACGGCACAGUGACACUUAUGCUUCUGUGUGGUUGCAGGACCUGAUCGAUCUCGAAGAGAAGGACUUUGAUAUUCCCAUCUGGCGGUGCAACAACGGCACACGCCUGAGCCAGAACUAUAUCACUGAGGCCAACUAUCGGGAUGUUCCCAACCUGAAAAUCGAGGAGAUUGGACGACUCAGAUUUCGAGGCAGGUUCAAGCCGGGCACCGACCGCGACCACCUCAAAUUUGUGAGCGACAACGACUCUCGCGAGACGAUUGAGAGCUGGGAAGCAUGCUUCGCCGAGGGCGUGAGGAAGGAGCUCGUCGUGGCAGAGGUUCCACCGAGCAUCCAGAAACUGCACGAUGCCAGUCUUACGCAGGGGCGAGACGUUCUCGCCCAGGCAGACGAGAAGGACAAAGAGAAGUGGCUCGCCAAGGACGGUACCGACUGGAGCGGGGCCUUCGGAAAAGACCCCGUGGAAAUGAUGGGCAAAAGCCCCGGCAAAGACGAUGGUACAGACUCCGACGAAUACGAGUAUGACGACGAGGACUCGAGCAACCCCGAUCUGGGUAUCGCCGAUGCGACCACUGACCCUUCCGUCUACAGCGGCGGAGACGCCAGCGGCGAUCAGUCCAGCACGGGAGCGCGCCAGUCGGUCGACAGUGGCCAUGGCAGCCAGCUGUCGCAUCAGACGACCAAGAGCAGCAGCGGCAAGUCCAACAGCAGCAAGAGCCCGAUCAAAGCGCUCAAGGAUUACAGAACAAGGAGUAGGGACCUGCAUCGUCAGCACAGGGGGUUGAUGCAAUGGAAACCCAUGCGUAAUGUUCAAUUUGCCAAAGACGAGGCCACUUUUGCCGUUCGUCGGAUCACCAAGGUUGGAUCCCUGAGCGGGCGGAAGCCUGAUGUUGAGACAGAAGUAUAAGGCGGAAGUACUUGAUCGCUUCUUGAGACUCCUGGUUCUAGGGACAGCGUUGGCAUUUAAGCUUCCUCGUUAGUUUAUGGUUCUGGUUGGUGGCAAUGGGUCGAGGCAAAACGGAUGGGCUCCUUGACGAACGUCCUGCGAUGAAAGUAAUGAAUAAAUGAAUGUAGUAUUCGCAAUGAAGCAUAAUAUUUUCUCUC